This is a messenger RNA of Anguilla rostrata (American eel), 4006 nucleotides long. It is a transcript of the gene arhgap25, whose product is annotated as Rho GTPase activating protein 25. Gene Ontology annotation, molecular function: GTPase activator activity. NCBI's taxonomy places the organism in Eukaryota, Metazoa, Chordata, Actinopteri, Anguilliformes, Anguillidae. The transcript has 11 exons. The record is from RefSeq and is a predicted model, not a curated record. Gene Ontology annotation, biological process: negative regulation of small GTPase mediated signal transduction; actin filament organization; activation of GTPase activity. Gene Ontology annotation, cellular component: phagocytic cup. The coding region runs from base 385 to 2316 and encodes 643 amino acids.
CGCCUAGCUAGUGAAACUCGCGCAAGCAGGGCGCACGUAUCAUCAAUAAUAAGGGCUCUCCGUCACAGUGCACUGGGGUAAUGGCCCUAGCGCUAGUGUUCCGCAUCUCGUUUCAACGCCGUACACGUCCAUAUAUGGAGUUCGGUUUUGACUUGCCACGCAUUGAGCAAAGUGAAAUCAGUUUUAUCUUUAUUCGAAGGAAUUUUAACCUCUUAUUCUUUUCUUUCAGUGGUCCGCGCGCCCACUCGCUCGUGUGUAAACGGUCCCGAGGAAAGCAAGCCUUUCCUACAGUCGCUGAACAGCAGAACAAUCAGUUAGGCCAAACUCAUUGUGUUCAUCAGGAAGCGUCUGGGGUCAAGCUGUGGCACGCGGUCCAAGAGCGUCAUGCCAGGGGAAGGCGGCGCGGGGGCGUGCCGGCCGGGUUCGCCUAAAUCCUCCGAGCGACCGCUGAAGACCGGGUGGCUAAAGAAGCAACGGUCCAUCGUGAAGAACUGGCAGCUACGCUACUUCGUGCUGAGAGGGUAUACCCUGUACUACUACAAGGACGAUAAGGAUAAUGCCUUUCAGGGCCACAUCAACCUGAGGCCAAGCCAAGUGAACGAGCUGCCGUCCAGUACAGAUGAUCCCGGGAAGUUCCUCUUCGAAAUUAUCCCAGGCAGCUCCGGGGAUCGUGAGCGGGACCCCUACGUCCUGAUGGCCAAUUCCCAGAACGAGAUGGAGGAGUGGGUCCGCACCCUCCGCAGGGUGAUUGGAGUACCCUCCAGCGGAGCAGUGUUUGGGAAGAGCCUGGGCGACACGGUGGCGUACGAGCGGCGGUUCGGCCCCCACCUGGUGCCCAUCCUGGUGCAGGAGUGCGCGGAGUUCAUCCUGGAGCACGGGCUGAGCGAGGAGGGCAUCUUCCGCCUGCCGGGGCAGGACAACCAGGUCAAGCAGUUCCGGGACGCCUUCGACGCGGGGGAGAGGCCCUCCUUUCCCAGUGACACAGAUGUCCACACGGUGGCGUCCUUGUUCAAGCUGUACCUGCGGGAGUUGCCUGAGCCCGUGAUUCCCUGGUCCCAAUACCAGGACUUCCUGGACUGCAGUCACCUGCUGAACCCAAACGGCAACCUGGGUCGUGAAAAGCUGGAGAAGCAGAUCUCCCUCCUCCCGAGAGCCAAUUACAACCUGCUCAGCUACAUCUGCAGGUUCUUGUACAAAGUUCAGCAGAACUCCAAGGUGAAUAAAAUGAGCGUGGAGAACCUGGCCACGGUCAUCGGGGUGAACCUGCUGAAGCCGCAGAUAGAGGACCCCGUCACCAUGAUGAAAGGUACGUCGCAGAUCCAGAAGCUGAUGACGGUGAUGAUCCGGCAGCACGAGAGCCUCUUUCCCCCCUCCAAGGACGUGCCGCCUUCGCCCCCCUCCAAAAAAACGGCCCGCAAGAAGCACAGCGUGCCCCGCAGCUUCGUGGGAUGGGACGCUGCCGAGAGCGAAACUCUGUCUGAGUCCCCAGAGGAGGACGGUCCUGGGACGCUGGGAGGUGAGGCGGGAGAUGACGAGGGGUCAGAGGUCACCACCCCUGCACAGCCACCCUGCCCUUCCUCCCUCUCCUCCUCCUCCUCCUCCUCCUCUUCCUUAAUGGCAGACCCCUGGACUGGGAGCCCCCGCAAGCGGACGCAGACCCUCCCCUCCCUGGGGGCCAGAGAGGGGGUGGGGCACGCGGGGCUCCACAAGGGCAGUCUCCGGGGGACGAUGGCGGGCCCCACCCUUCCUGCUCUGGAGGACGACGCAAAGGGGGGCCUCCCCGAGGAGAAGGGGACCCUGUCCGAGGACAUCUUCAAAAUCCUGGACCUGCAGAGGGUCUCGCUGUUCACGGCGACCAGCAAGGGGGACCACGCGGCCAGGAGCGGGGGAUCCACGGAGAGGGGCGCCGCGAUCGCCACCAAGCCCGACCCGCCCAAACCCAGCAGCGGCCCCGCCCAGCCCCAAACCCGGCCCCAAACCCGGCCCCCCCAGGAGGAGAGGGCAGAGGGGAGGGCGGAGACGGCGAGGAGUGUGGUUUCCACACCCAGCUCGGAGGCCAAAACAGGACCCCAGAAGAACACACAGGACACGCCCGAGAGCCUCGUUACCAGUCUACAGCGGAGGAACGAGGAGCUGGUUGCCCGGGUGACGGAGCUGCAGUCUGCGCUGGACGCGGAGAAGCGGCUGGUGACGUCGCUGGAGAUCCGGCUGAGGAACGCCGAGCGCAGCCGCGACCAGGCGGAGCAGCGCAACCAGGAGCUGGACCGGGAGAUCCAGAGCUUCCUGUCCCGCCGGACCGCCGUGGGGCCGCCGUAGAGCCGCCGUGGGACCGUCACGCUCACGCAAGCACCCCGGAACCCAGAACAACCAGAACCGCCCACCCCUACCCAAUCCGGCCCUAAUCCGGGGCCAACACUCCCUAAGACCCCUGACCUUUCACCCCCACCCUCCCGAAACUCAGACUGCCGAUUGGUUAACUGAACGCGUGCCCUGGGGAUGCGGGUUCUGUGGGCAGACGGACAUCGUUUUUUUAAAAACGUGCGCUUUAUAAGAACGUGUUUUUGAGACGGGCUCUUGUGCUGCUGAAGGCAGCUGACCUCCGGUCAGGACUCCAGUCUGUGUCGGCUGUACCUGCCAGUGAGCCGAACCGCAGUAAACAGCAGCCCCGCGCUGUUCGGCCAUUUUGUGUCUUGAGUUGUCCAGGGGAUAUCAUGCGCACACAUCCCUGGCUGCCGUUUCCCACACUGAUAGCGAGCCCGUCCGUCGCUGCACGCUCACGCUCUUUCCUGUCAGGUCCCAAGUCAAAACAACUCUAUCGCCGCUGAAUAAUAAACAGGACACCCCAAGACCAGGGCUCAAAACCACAGCCACUGUUACAAUAAUAAUAAACUGUAUUUAUAUAGUACGUUUUAUACAGCACAGCACAGUGCAAUGCAAUGUCCUUUACAAGAAAGGAGAAUCAAUAAAAUGAGAGUCAGAAUAUGAUAGAAUUUUUUUAAUAUAUAUAUAUAUAUCGUACUGUGCAAAAGUCUUAGGCACCCUAGAUUUUUAAAUAUAAUAUAUAGUAUAUAUUUGGUCUUAGAUGUUUAUUUUUUGUUUUCUGCAUUAGUGUGUCAGUAGAAAAGAGCAAAUUUGAGAUUUCCAAACAUGAAUUUUCCAAAAGAUGAAAUUUUAUAGAUACGUUUCUGUAUUUUGUUAAAUAAAGUAAUAUUUUAAGUAAUAGACUACUUUUCAGAUAAAAACUUGAUCAAGAGCCAGAAGCAAGCGAAACAGCCAAAAUCUGCAGAAGAACUGUGGCAAGUUCUCCAAAAUGCUUGGAACAACCUACCAGCCGAUUUUCUUAUAAAACUGCCGGACAGUGUACCUAAGAGAAUUGAUGUAGUUUUAAAGGCGAAGGGUGGUCACACCAAACAUUGAUUUUAUUUAGUUUUUAACUAUUUACUGCUCUUUAUAUUAUUUUUUUUGAUAUUUAUAACUUUUCAUUUCAUUAUUUUUGAAAGCAUCUUAGCUGUACAGCAUUUUUUUUACAGGUGCCUAAGACUUUUGCACAGUACUGUGUAUAUAUAUAUAUAUAUAUAUAUAAAAUGUAUACUGCUAAAAUGAAAUAAAAUAAGAACAGUAAUAUUGCAAACGGGUACAAAAGUAAAAGCAGGACUUAAAAGAUGUGCUCACAUCCACAAGGAGGCUAUUCUACAAAGCCAUUACAUUUUGAAAUGAUUUAACGGUAAAAUAAAUUAGAAUGAUGACUCAGUGGUGAAUUAAAGACAUUGCUUAUGUAAGGUAUUAACUUGUAUGUUCUGUAAUCCCUGGAAAUGAUAAUGACAAAUGCAUCAUUGGUAGAGGAUGAAGUAAAUCUGUUCUAAUUUGCCAGAAACAGGUUUUUAGCUAAAUAGCCCGCAGAGUGAAAACUGCCAUGGAACGUAAUUAUUUUUCAAAUAACUGCAUCUUGUUCUGUAUUUGGUGAUGUGUGCCCAAAAAAUAAACACGUGAAUCCGUUUCUCCUGAA